AUGGACAAGGGUUCGAAGAGCCUAACUUCCCUGAUACACGGCGCUGACUAUCUCCCUGCUCACAUUGAGCUUGUCCUGAAUGGGUCUUCAUGUCGUGUUCUCGGAUGCUGCACCGCUUCCGCAACGAGCAUUAUGGUCGCUUGCAAGUGCGCUUCUUGUGCGACGCGACCGAUAACGGAUUUGUUUCAAAGCGGAGGUCGCGUUAUGACGCUGCACGAGUGGUGUCUGCACACGUCCUUGGGCGGCGCAUCGUUCGAACGCCUCUCAGUGCGACAACCGACCGCAAAUUUCUUGGUAGGUAGCAACACUGCCUUCGGUUUCCUCUUUCCGUUUCGACACGCAUUCCUUUCCAUAAAGAUUCGCUACGCGCAGAGCUCUUGUACAGGAUACAUGCUGCUCGUCCUGUGCUGGUGCAAUCGAUGUCAGCCGCGAAAACCUAAUAAGUUCAUAGUCAAACAUGUAGUGCUUAAUGAGAUCUUCUACCGCGUUGACGUUCCGCUGCCCGCAUGGCUCCGUGCGGCUGCCUUGCAUAUGGGGGCGACGGUAGUCGGAUUCGAACCUCGCACCGGGUUGUUUACACUUAAAUACCAUUCCGAUCCCAAGAAACAAACGUCCCAGCUGUACCUGGCGCUGGCGUUACUUCACUUCGCGCGCAUGUCGCCCCCGCCCGGCACCCCCCCGCGCAACGUGGCGGAGGGCUGCAUGCCGCUGCCGCCAAUACUACUGCCGUCGCCCGACGACGUUGCUGGCGGCGACAGUAGCGCCAGCGGACUUAGCUUCCCGCCUGCGGCAGCGGCGGCGAUCCCAACGCACCCCGUCCUGCUGCAGGAGCUGCAUCUGCUGCGGCAGCAGCAGCUGCUGCAACAGCAAUUGCAAAAACAGCAACUACAGCUACAGGAGCUGCAGCAGCGGCUGCAGCAGGCACCGCACGCGAAUAUGCUCACAUCGCUACAGCAAGACAUGCAACAGCAGCGGUUAGAGCCACAGCCACAACAGCUUCGACAGCAGCUACAGCUGCGGCAGCAGCUACAGCAGCAAUACUUGAAACAGCAGCAGCAGCAGCAGCAGCAGCAGCCGCCACAGGAGGUCAGCGGGGGGCCAACGCUGACCCACGACUUGGCCAGGAAGCGCAAGCCAGCCGGCGGCGGUGUCGGGGGAUACGACGGUGGCGAGGACGGUGGCGCCAGCUCCCCAGUGCACCCCUUCAGUCGAGUAUCGUCACCCAUCAGCGGCGUCUUCGGAAGCGGUGCUGCGUCACCCGUCGGUUUGCCUUCUGCCGCCGCUGUGGCGGCGCCCUCGGACGCGGCCCCCGCCAUUGGCGGCGGCAACGGCAACGUCUGCAACCACCUGGGUGCCAUUGGCUGCGCCAUUAACCCAACCACGGCGCCGGCCUCCCGCCAGCUGCUGUCCGCUUUCCCACAUCGUCAUCACCAUCUCCAGCACGAGGCGAUUCCCGAGGCGCCUGCUGCCUACGGCGGCAGUGGCGGCGGCAGCAGCAGCAGUAGUACUAGCACUGGCAGCAGCGGCAGUGGCAGCGGCAGCGGCGGAAUGCAGCGCGGCUUUGUGCCGGCCGUGUCACGCUUCGGCAGCGCUGCAGACCUCCCUGGAUCCGCCUCGCCGUGGCCUCCGCUCAGUCUUCAGCCGCCCGACGCAAAACCUACUGCUUCCGAGUCUGCGGCGGCGGCGGCAGGGCCAGCGCCGGCGGCGGCCGCAGCGUCCCACAAGGGCAAAGCGCCUGCGCCGGCGCCGGCGCCUGUGCAACAGCAGCAGCAGCAGCCGCCACCGCAACGGGCCCAGUCCACGUCGGUGCUUUCGGGACAUGCUGCAGCCGUCGAUACUUCGUGGACUUUGGGAGGUGUUGGCGAUGUGAAUGGGGGAGGUUGGCACGGCGCCGGCGGCGGUCCCUCCAUCCUCGAUGCCGACUUUGAGGCCAUGUUCCAAGCGCUUGAGGCCGCUGCUUGGUCGAGUCCAACUUUGAGCGCAUGCGGCGGCGGAGGUGCCUCCACCGCAGCCGCAACCGCAACCGCAGCCGGCGGCGCCGCCAUAGGCUCCGUGCAACCCCUGACUACAACGCUAUUCGCAUCAUCGUCGUCGGACGCUGGCGGCCCGUUGCCGCAUGCCGUACAAAUGCCCCUUCAGUCUCAGUCUCAACGCCAGCAGCCCGGCAGCAUGAAGAGCCUUCUCGAACAGCAGCAGCAGCCCCCACAGCCCCAGGCGACGCAGCAGCAGCAGCAGCAGCAGCCGUUCUUGCCCGCUGUGGCAGGUAGCUGGUGGUACGGCAACCAAGCGCUACCGCUGCCGCCUUUGCCUCCGGGAGUGGCCUCCAGUCCAUCCAAGCGUGCUCGCCUCGACGGCGCCGUCGGCUCCAGCGUCGCCAGCCUGUUCCCUGGCGGCGGCAAUAGCUUCAUGUCCGCCACUAACAACAGUUUGUUUACUCAACGUGGGGGCGGUAGCGCUGUAAGCACCGGCAGCGGCAGCAGCGGCAUUGCCUCCAGGGAAUGGGACACAACGGCACUGUUGGCGGAGGUUUCCUGGAUAUUGGAGUCUCCGACACCGGCGGCGCCGCUACCGCAGCCGCCACUGCCGGUUGCGGCGCUUCCGCCGCCGGCGACAGCAGGCGCCGCCCAUAUGACGACGUGA
Volvox carteri f. nagariensis is the source of this 2640-nucleotide messenger RNA. RefSeq lists its product as uncharacterized. The transcript is spliced from 7 exons. Lineage: Eukaryota; Viridiplantae; Chlorophyta; Chlorophyceae; Chlamydomonadales; Volvocaceae. The record is from RefSeq and is a predicted model, not a curated record. Bases 1 to 2640 code for a protein of 879 amino acids.